Messenger RNA from Sardina pilchardus (European sardine), 3561 nucleotides. Its product is annotated as regulator of G-protein signaling protein-like. Lineage: Eukaryota; Metazoa; Chordata; Actinopteri; Clupeiformes; Clupeidae. The coding region runs from base 36 to 3509 and encodes 1157 amino acids. The transcript is spliced from 23 exons. The record is from RefSeq and is a predicted model, not a curated record.
UGUAAAUUGACUAGGCCUCAUUUGAAUAUUGAGCCAUGAGAGGGAAUACUUUGACCGAGGGUUCCAUGAGCUGUUUCAGAGAGGAAGAUGAAAGAACUUUACCUGAACUUUUGAAAGAUGAAGUAUUUGUGGAUUUCUUCAACACCUUCCUCAAUCUACCUGUUUUUGGGCAGACCCCUUUGUACCUUCUGCGUGACAACAAGUGGAUUCUGUGUCCUGAAGUUCUGCACUCCCAACCGGUGAAUGGAGCAGGGUUUCUGCAGUGGUUGACAUCACAACGAUUAACCUUGUUUAAACAAACUGAACUUUUUCAUCACUACCUGCUAUGCGCAGAGAUCCUGCAGCUUCCGUCAUUUCAAACCGAAGAGGGGCAGCCAUGGACCAGAGCGGACCAGUGGCUCCUGAGGAGGUGUGUGGGCAGUGUGAGGGGCCUGCACCGCUUCACCUCCUUCAUGGCAAGCACGCGAGGAGAGGAGCUGGUCCUGUUCAGUGUGCGAGUCAACAGGUUGCUGAGUCUGUCGAAGCAGGAGCAGGAGACUCCUCCGAGUGUCCACUACCGGGCCUUGCUCUCAGUCCUCCAGCUGAAUCACCUCAGGGAAGGAUCCGGCAUCAUAGCCGUCUGCCGCAUCUCCCCAGCCGAGGCACUGGAGGUUCUGGCUGGUGAUCACCCGGAGACUGGCAAGCUGCAGCUGCUGUGGAGGAUGAGGACUCAGGCCGUGCGCCGACUCCAGCACUACUGGCUGCCUCACUUCCUGAGCCACUGCAAGGCCUCCCUGGCCCGCGUGGCUGAGUGUCGGCCGCUGGUUGAGGAGUACGCAUGCUUGGCUUCCUGUGACGACCCUCGGGAGUGCCCUGCACUGCCCGGCGUGGAGAGGAGUCAGCUGGAGCGGUCAGCCGUGGGCCCUUCCUCGUACAAUUCCAAACACAGCAAGAAGCUCCUCUGGAGGUCCAAGUCUGGCUCCAAGAAACCUCAUGGAACUAACACUGAAGGCGGAGCACAAAAGCCUACUCCGAGUGUGUGUCAGUGGCUUUCUAUGGACGGCAAAGCAUGCCUGGAUGGGUGCACCAGCAUUGCCCACAACAAAGACAAUGACCUGAUUCUGCCCAGUGCCCAGCCUGGUGAUGCGGACGUGUCGGCAGGAGGCUUCCGGCCGUCCAUCCAGGUGGCUCAGACUGGCAAAGACCGGCCGCUGCCUGACGUGGACGUCCCCCACGUCUGCAUGGGCACCCCUGCCCUCCAUGUGCCUGUCGACGUGCCCACAUCACCCCCCGCCGCCCGCCAUUAUGCCCACAUGGGUCCGGCCCUGUCUGCUGACGAGAUGGCUGGGGGGCCCUACAGGGCGUUCCUGGAGACCCGCGCCCUGGUUGAGCCGCUGCUGCACCUGGCCCUGUGGCGGGAACUGGACGUGCUUCUCAGCCUCCUGCUGAGGACCCAGGGCGAGGAUUCGCUCUACGCGCAGAAGCAGGCCGUGGCCAGGAGAAUAGCCGACGCGUUUUUGAGCGGAGAGGCGGAGAGGGCGCUGGGGGUAGAGAAUGCCACCUGCGCCCAGCUACGUGAACUCCUGCCCUCUGGGAAAGCCAUUCCAUGGAUUUAUGCAGCGAAGCGUGACAUUUGUAAGUUUCUCAGCACCUCCUAUGAUUCAUUUUUGGAUGAAGAGGAUAAAACACUCAAUAUUCAUCUAUUUGGCAGAAUGCAGUCAGUGUGUCUCACCAGAAUGCCGACAGUGCCCUCUAGUGGAUCGAACACGGCAGAGCAGCAGCUCAGGCGCAUGACAGAGGCUCUGGCUCUGUGCCACGGCUGCUGUGGGUAUGCGGAUGCAGAGCUCCUCUCUGAUGAGACCUGGGUGCUCCUGACUCUGGAGGAUGUGGCUGGAGGAGGGUCUAUUCACCUGCACUACAAAAACACCGACAUGUUUGAUAUGCCAUUUGAGCAGCUGGCCUUGAAGUUUCCUAAAGUGGCAGCAGAGAGGAUAAGUGCCAGCUACCGUCUCUACUGUAAGGAGAGACCCCCAUCAGAUAGACCCACCUCCAGAAAUCUGUCGUCAGCCACUACAAACAGAAAGGAUCUGAAGAAGGCCAACAGUUUUUACCACACACCAUCCAUGAGGCCAAGAACCUAUGGAGACCUGUUCAGGAACUCCACUCACCUGGACUACUUCAAGCGUUACCUGCGUUGCAAUAACGCUCACGGCCCUCUGCUCUUCAUCCAGGAAGUGGAGCGCCUGCGUUCCAUCGAACAGACCCCAAAGGGUGCCAAAAUCCAGAGAAGAAAAAUCCAUGCCAUCGUGGAAAAGUAUUUCCGACGGGAUGAUGCCGCUGAUUUUCUGCAGUGCAGUGCAGACUUAAUUAACAAGGUGGGAACCAUGAGACCGGUGACCUGUGAGAUCCUGUACGCCAUCCAAGAUGUGGUCAACAAGUCCCUGGAGGCCACUUGGUUUAAGCAGUACCAGGACGUCUUCCCUCCCAGUCCCAUUGUGGUCCCUGACACCACUGCCAGAGGAUCCAUCAUCAAAAACAAACUGAAAAAUGUCUGGACCAUUCUGAGUGGCUUCAUCAAGGGUGUAUGCAAGUUCAAGGCGGGCAUGGUGAACACCAAGACCCGUGGCGAGUUUGAGAAGUUCCUGCGUCAGCACUACCGGGUCUACUCUGACCCGCACAGCGUGAGCCCAAGUCCGUCGUCCAUGGACAUGUCAAAGACACACAUGUCCAAAGAGGACGAUUCGGCUUCCCUCAAGACACGCCUCAUCAAGAACAAGCCCUUGAUUGUGGACUUCCUGAUCAAUGAUCUCUCCUUCUACUUGGAGUGUGAGAGGUUCCGGAGCCUAGCAGACUCUGGCACAGCUAUGGCGGUUGCCGGCUUGUACGGGGAAAACGACUACGCCAUGCUUCACCAGAAGGCUGACAUGAUCAUCAAACUCUUCCUCAAGUCUGAGUUCUCACCUAAACUUAGGAUAAAUAUCGCUGAGUCCCAGAGAGACAGCAUCCUCCAGCUCUUUUACUCUGGCCGAGUGGACCGCACCCUCUUCUACCUGGCCAUCGUGACCGUCUUCCCCAUCCUGAUGAUCUGCUGGAAGAAGUUUUGUGCACAUCGGGUUAUGGAGCAACUGUUUGGGGGGAAAGCAGAGAAGACGCCAAAGAAGGGGGAACAGAAGGUGCCCCCACCCGAGGCUCCGGACCACGUGGACGUGAAGGACAUUAAGGACGACUGGUACCAUAAAGUCAAGAGAAUCAUAUCCCUGACGGAUGAACAUACCAUUGUGCGCUUCACCGUUCAACGAGGCCUCAAACUCAUCGUUCCACAGGGCAAGGUUUGCAUGAAAGACUGCCCGGGCAGUGACUCACUGUCCAAGAUCCCCAGUGGACACAGUGGGCUGCCGGCGUUUGGAGCAUCAGAUUCCCUGGGGCUAGAGCCCCCUCCUCAGAAGCAGCCCAGCAAUGGCCACCUCCAACAUCCAGAGGGCGCCCCUGCAUCAGGAGUAGGCUUGUCGACUGUUGCUGAGGAGCUCUAGGCAAAGAGACAGCCGCUAUCAUUUCAAACGAACGCAAGGAAUAAAAGUCAUC